Molecule: messenger RNA, 2679 nt
Organism: Aspergillus chevalieri
Lineage: Eukaryota; Fungi; Ascomycota; Eurotiomycetes; Eurotiales; Aspergillaceae
Product: putative UDP-glucose,sterol transferase
Exons: 6
Coding region: 1-2679 (892 amino acids)
Biological process (GO): carbohydrate metabolic process
Molecular function (GO): hexosyltransferase activity; UDP-glycosyltransferase activity
Source: RefSeq, a predicted model, not a curated record
AUGCCUCCCAAUGCACCUGUCCCGGGGGCCAACGGCCUAGACUGGCCUGAUAAAAUCCUUGCGCAGAUCCCGGACCGUCGCAAUCAUGCCAAGUUCUGGGAAGAUGGUCUUAAUACCGGGGUGCGGGUGUUGGAGGAUGGUCGCCUGGACAUCAAAGUCCGUCAAGACGAACCUAACCUAGCAGGACUACUACACCAUCUCCAACAUCACCCGCAUGACCUCCCACCGCGACGAGAAUCCGUGAUCCCAUUCUCCGAGAAAGAGCGCAUUCACCCCCUUCACCUCAACAUCGUAAUCCACGUCGUUGGCUCGCGCGGAGAUGUCCAACCCUUUAUCGCACUAGGCAAAGAACUAAAACGACACGGCCAUCGCGUGCGCUUGGCCACCCACCUCGACUUCAAAGACUUUGUCAACGAAAAUGGCCUAGAAUUCUUCAGCAUCGGCGGAGAUCCAGGCGAACUGAUGGCAUUCAUGGUCAAGAAUCCAGGUCUUUUGCCGGACCUGCGCACCAUCCGCAGCGGCGCCAUCGCGAGACGACGACAGGAAAUGAAAGAAAUUUUCAGUGGAUGUUGGAGGUCAUGUCAUGAGAUGGGCGAUGGGACGGGUGAGCAACAGAUUAUAGAUAACCCGUGGAGUGAAACAGUAGACUACCGGAGUCGGCCGUUUGUGGCGGAUGCGAUUAUCGCGAAUCCGCCUAGUUAUGCGCAUAUUAGUUGCGCAGAGAAGAUGGGGGUUCCGUUGCAUUUGAUGUUUACAAUGCCCUGGUCUCCAACGCAAUACUUCCCCCACCCGCUCGCCCAGGUCCGCGCGCGCAACGCCAAACGCUCCGUCGCCAACUUCGCCUCUUACGCAAUCGUCGAAAUGAUGAUCUGGGAAGGCCUUGGAGAUCUAAUCAAUAAAUUCCGCAAACGCCUCCUAGGCCUAGACCCUCUAGAUGGCAGCCGAGCUCCAAGUCUAGUCCAUCGACUACGCAUCCCCUACUCAUACCUCUGGUCCCCUUCCCUCCUCCCCAAACCCGACGACUGGGGCGACAACAUCGACAUCUGCGGGUUCAGCUUCCUCUCUUCAGGAAGUGACUACCGUCCUCCCGAAGACCUGGAGCUAUUCCUCAACGAAGGCCCAGCACCGAUAUACAUCGGGUUCGGAUCGAUAGUCGUCGACGACGCAGCAAAAUUAACACGGAUAGUCUUCGACGCCGUCAAAGAAACUGGCCACCGUGCACUAGUCGCCAAGGGCUGGGGAAACAUCGGCUCCGAAGAAGUCGACGUCCCGGAUAACAUUUUCCUCAUCGGAAAUUGUCCCCACGACUGGCUAUUCAAGCAUGUAUCCUGCGUAAUCCACCACGGCGGCGCUGGAACCACAGCCGCCGGACUCGCACUCGGUCGACCAACAGUCGUCAUCCCGUUCUUCGGAGACCAGCAAUUCUGGGGAAGCAUCAUUGCUCGCGCUGGCGCAGGCCCGGAACCAGUACCCUGGAAAGGACUAACAACAGACAAGCUAAAAGACGCCAUCAACAAAGCCCUAGAAUCCUCAACACUCGAAAGAGCCAACGAAAUCGGCAAGAACAUGGAAUCCGAAAAUGGCGUCGCAAGCGCCGUACACUGCUUCUAUCGCCACUUAGAUCUAGAUAAUCUCCGCUGCUCGAUCUGUCCGAACAGACCCGCCGCAUGGCAAAUCCGGCACUCGGACAUACGGCUCAGUGCAUUCGCAGCAACGGUCUUAGUGGAAGCUGGUCUUCUCAAACCCUUCAACGUUGAACUAUAUCUCCCCCAAGAAUACGACACCCACCGCGACCCCAAAGGCCCCCUCUCCGCCGGCGCAGGAGUCCUCUACGGCGCCAUCUCCGCCUUCAUCGGUAACAUCCGCGACAUACCGACCGGUCUCGUCGGAUCUACACGCGAAGCAGGACAGAACCAAGCACGCGAUAACCUAGACGCGCAUGGCCCACAGCACCAGCCCGAAUUAGAACCAGAAGCACAAGCAGAACCGGAACCAGAACCCCGUCCAGGCCCCGAACAAUCCGAUACAGAUGCACCAUCAGCAGACCCAGAUGAACCAGAAGACAAUGCGAACGGGGAAGAUAUAACCCGUAAGCUCACGACAACAACCACUUCGGCCAAAGAAAAACGAAAAGAAAAAAGAGCAGAAGCCCUCUCCGACGCAGGCUACCGGGCAGGUCAAUGCGCGAAACACGUAAUCGACUGGGCGAUUAUGUUACCCGGCGACAUAACACUCAGUUUAUCAAAGGGCUUCCACAACGCACCGAAGUUAUACCAUGAUCGCACGGUCAAGAGGUUUCCGAAGGUCAUGGGGAUACGCAGUGGGUUUCGUGCUGCGGGGAGUGAAUUCACAAACGGCUUCUACCAAGGUCUAACGGGCCUAAUCACCCAACCGCACGCCGGCCUCCAACGCUCCGGUCCCACAGGCCUCCUCAAAGGCGUCGGAAAGGGUAUCGGGUGUGUAAUCUUCAAACCUGUAGCUGGUGUCUGGGGUCUAGCAGGCUAUCCGCUUGACGGGAUCCAUAAGAAUCUGCGUAAGUCGCUGUCGCGGAGCUCGACGAAGCAUUUUAUUGCGGCGAGGAUUGCGCAGGGGAUCGAGGAGAUGUGUGCUUCGGGGGCGGAGGAGAGGGCGGAGGUUAUUAGGGUCUGGCAUCAGAUGGAGGAUGGCGGACGUGUUUGA